AUGGCCUCAACCUCGAUAUCGGUCUUCGACACCAAUGUCGUGAUCCCUUCAUUAGCUACAAGGGUCAGAAGCAACUUAACCAUGCCAACUCAAACAUUACUCGCCGGAAACUCGAGAAAUAACACCACCGCCAAAGCCCAAGACUAUCCGAUCUUCAAAGCCGACAAGGAUGGCAUCACUUCCUUGGCAAUUCUUGCAGCCAUCUUGGCCUUCUUCGUUGGAAUUAUACUCCGAGAUCUUCUUAACAAGAGGCGCACUGGCGAAUUCAAGGAAGACAAGAAGAGUUGUGGAAAGUUUUUCCGAACACUUUUCUGUCUCCCAUGUCUGAUCUGUAGCAAGGAUAACGUGAGGCGGCUGUGGAUCAAGUUCACGAACCUCUUCCGCUCCAAGGACAACCAGCGCGUGGUGAAGAAGUCGGAUCAGAACGGAAUCGAACUGGAAGAGAGACCCGAGAGUGGGAAAUCCGUCGGGGGAUUUAAUGGUGCCUGGUCGCCCAAGAAGCCCUUUGUCUCAGAGAAAACUCAGAAGAGUUCCAAAGGCAAGGCCAUCGAUAUUACCGUUCUCCCUAAAGUCACCGAGUUCAGCGUGGACCAUAACAAAGACGACGAAGGCUUCACGUCUACUCCUGUACACGGAGCCGGCACACGGGCUGCCCGACAUGGUUCUACGGAACAUGAUAACACUUUGGGUGUCUAUAACCACGGAGAUUUGUCCACCGAGAAGGCAGGUUCGAGUUCAGCUUCAGCCGGCCGUAGCCAUUGGUGGUCGUCCGGUCAUGGUCAUGGCCAUGGCAAUAGCUACAGUCCCAGUCAUAGCAACUCCCAUAGUCAUGAUUACGGUCACACUGACUCGGGUGGUUUUGAUGGAUGUGAUGGCGGCGGCGACUAAUACUGGGUUCAUAUGGGAUGUUUUUGGAUAGUCUGUGUCGGUUGAGAAUCACCUUUUUGCUAACUUACUGUGGGCGGAUUAGACUCGCUGGAAGAACAUGCUGGGGGUUGAUUGAUGGUUCAGCUGGAAGAAUCUUGGUGGUCGAUACGGAGUUUUCGAUGAUUAGAGCAGUCUUGGAUCGGUACACUACUGAGCACGUAAUACACUGUAGA
Molecule: messenger RNA, 1100 nt
Organism: Fusarium oxysporum Fo47
Lineage: Eukaryota; Fungi; Ascomycota; Sordariomycetes; Hypocreales; Nectriaceae
Exons: 1
Coding region: 1-888 (295 amino acids)
Source: RefSeq, a predicted model, not a curated record